Saccostrea echinata is the source of this 920-nucleotide messenger RNA. Its product is annotated as complement C1q-like protein 2. Bases 19 to 636 code for a protein of 205 amino acids. NCBI's taxonomy places the organism in Eukaryota, Metazoa, Mollusca, Bivalvia, Ostreida, Ostreidae. The record is from RefSeq and is a predicted model, not a curated record. Gene Ontology annotation, molecular function: protein binding. The transcript has 2 exons.
UCUUCAUAGCAAGACACGAUGAGCUUCCACAAUGUUUCUAUUUUUCUUUUUGUUUGUUUCUGUUAUGUGGACUGUCAGAAUACUACUAACAUAACAGACCAGAAAACCUUGUCCGAUCUGCGGAAUAGAGUGUCUUUAUUAGAGAGGGCUAUUGGAAAAAUGCUUACUGGGAAGGAAAACGUCAACAUAACAACUGUCAAUGUACCAAGGAAAGGUUUGCCUAUCUUCAAUAACACACCAAUAGUAUUUUGCGCUCGAUCUAGUAGCAGUGUGAGUGGAAUCAACACUGGAUUCAUACUGAAAUUCCCCACCGUCAAUAUCAACCUAGGAAAUCACUACAACCCAACUAAUGGAAUCUUCAUCGCACCUGUUCACGGUCUUUAUAUGUUCCAUUGGACAAUGCAGUGUUACUAUAGUGGUAGCACACAUUGUAGUACCGGUCUAAGAGUUAACGAUUCACUGAAAGGAAAAAUACGGUCUGGAGAAGAGGCCAGUGGGUACUACCAUACUGGAUCCAACACAGUGAUAGUAGAAGUUGAGGCAGGAAGCCAUGUGUGGAUUGAAAAUGAGAGCUAUUCUAAUGUCUACAUUAAUUCUGAUUCAUCAUUUGCAGGAUCGCUUUUGCAGAUCCUUUGAACAAAAUUGAAAAUAUUUUAUUGUAACUUUGCGUGAUCGAAAAACUGUGACCACUCUCUCUGCAUAUUCCAGUGAUCUUUCUAGAGAAAAUUUAAGCCAAUGCAUAUAUUGUCAUUGGAAUAUAUAACAUUUAAUCGUAGAUGGAUAGAACUCUCUGACUUUUAAGUUGUUUUCAAAACCACUGUUUGGGACAUGUUAACUGUAUUGUUAUCUAACAUUGGAAGUCAAUUUUGACUCUGAUUAAGAUUUUUUUUGUAUAUUUGCACAAGAAAGAUGAUAAUAUG